AUGGUAUUCCAAAACCCCAAAUUUCUGAAGGUCAUAGCCAACUUGAUGAUGCAAGUAUUGCCAGCGGCAUCUCUGGCGACGCUACCACAGCCGACACCGGUCGUGGAUCUCCUCAAAACCCCUGCAAGUUAUAAGAAAACCGGCGGCGGUGGCGGCGACGACGAAAUCUCCGUCGUCUACGCGACUACGUUUCGUCCCAAGCAAGGCGCCACCAAAUCCGACGCCAUAUCAGUCGAGGACUACUGCCCCAAACACAAAAUUCACCACGCCGACGGUGAUGAUCUCAAGAUCCUCUACUUUUUCCCCAAAUCACGUAAAAGGGUUUUCACAGGCGAGUGCUCGAGAUCGAAAAUGGGAAACAACGACGCGGCCCACCAAUUUCUGUGCGAGAUCUGCGCUGACGAGAAGCCAAAUCGCAAAAAGUUCAGCAUUUUGGGGUGCCAAGGCACCCUCGUGCCUCAGCACUGCCGGUCGAUACUGCCGGACCGAGUUUUCAACCGGUUGGGGGAUGCCCUGUGUGAGGCCUUGAUCUUGGCUUCCGAGAAAUUCUACUGCCCGUUCAAGGAUUGCUCGGCCCUUUGGUGGACGACUCGUGUGGGGGGAAUGGGGAAGCUGAAGGCGGACGAGAGGGGUAGUGAGGAUAUAAUGCUGGUGAACUUAGCCAAGAAUAUGAGGUGGAUGAGGUGCCCCAAGUGCAGGUUCUAUGUUGAGAAGUCGAAAGGCUGCUUGUUCAUGCAAUGCAGGUGUGAACAUGGUUUUUGUUACAACUGUGGAGCUCCUCUAAUAGAGCGUUACUGUCGUCAAUGCAAGCACUAA
This is a messenger RNA of Striga hermonthica, 816 nucleotides long. The record is from the annotation of a GenBank genome assembly. Lineage: Eukaryota; Viridiplantae; Streptophyta; Magnoliopsida; Lamiales; Orobanchaceae.